AUGCCGUCCCUCACAGACCUCGAAAAUUUCAUCGAGGACAACCUCCCCCGCAACUUGCAGGAGCUGCCGCACAAGGUGUCGGUAUCUGUGCAAGAGUACUAUCAGAUACUCUACGAACAGCUCAACAAGUAUGGCCCUCCCAUCCCCGACCUCCCGUCGCUGCCAUCCUUUGACGGCUUCACGGAGAAAGUCACCGAGCUCGUCUCGCCUACUCCUGCACCACCGCUCAUGGUGCCGCCACCUCCACCACCUACUAAUUUGCAGCUGCUCCGCGCGUGGACACGCGAACACCGCACCGCCCUCAGCCUGGCUGGAGGUCUGCUGCUCGUAGGACUCGGCACCAGCUACGCAUACCAAGGCGGCUACAUCGCUUUGCCGUACCUCGGCAAGAAGCAGGUCGUCGGUCGAGGACGCACUCGUCAAGUUCGCCUCAAGAAUGGUAUUCGAAGAGAAGCCGUCAUCGUGCUCGGAGCAGACACCCCACUUGGUCGCUCCCUUGCCCUGCACUUCUCCAGCCAAGGCUUUGUGGUGCUCGCCUCGGUGUCGUCUUCGGCUGCUCUGGCGCAGUUCGAGAACCUGAUUCCGCCCAGCUCCCGCGGCUACGUCAAGGCGCUUAUCUUUGAUGCCGACGACCCUUCCGGUUCGCUGCAGCCUUUUGUGAGGGCGCUCUCUGCUGCUCUCAGCUUGCGCUACCCGCUCACCAGUGCAGGUGACCCCUAUGCUCGACCAGGCGAGAACAUCAACAUCGCCGGCGUGGUCAACGCGCUCAGCUUUGUGGCUCCUGAAGACGAUGCUGCCCUUUCGCGCAGCUUGUCUGCCUCGGCUUCGGCUUCGUCGCUCAGCUUGCCGAUUUCCAAGCUGACUCCCUCGCCCUCCUCCGAGCUGCUCGAUCGCCACGUCGUUGCCAGUCUGUGCGUUCUGGGGGCGCUCAUCCCAAUGCUCAGAGCCUUGCCAAACCGCGCCGAAGACAGUCAAGAGACGGAUCCCGCUACAGUGGUCACGCUCGUCUCCAGUCCGGCUUCCCGCACCGCUCUGCCUCGCCAGGCAAUGUACUCCGUCAUUGCGCAGAGUGUCGCAGCGGGCGUGCAGUCGCUCCGACGCGAAUGCGAGGAAGAGUCGUUCCACUCCAAGACAGCCAGUAACAGCAAGCUUCCUUCCGCCUUGAGCAGCUUCCCCGGCAGCGGCAUCAAGCCUCGCAGAGCCUCGAACUCGCGUUCCGUUCUCAAGCAGAGAGGCAUCCGUGUCACCAUGGUCGAGGUCAAUUCGGGAUCCGUCUUAGGCGAGUCCGCUUCCUUCCCAAAUGCCACCUCCACCGAGGCUUCCCCCACUUCGCCCGCUGCGAGUGGCUCACUGAAGUCGCCGUCGCGCCCAGCGUUUGGCAGGUCGCCAUCGUCAUCGAUGAGCUCCUUGUGGCAUCACAGAUCGCCCGCUUCGGCACCUGUGCUGAACAAGGUAUCGGAUCUCUUGCUCAGCACCAAGCGACGUCUGCGCCCGAGCUACACGGUAGGAACGCACACAUUUUCUGCUUACUGGCUCACUGUAAGCCAGGUGCUGCUCACUAUUGUGCCCACUGGCAUUGUCGAUUUCGCCCUUGCCUUGAGGAGGCAGCUCUCGUUGCGCAGGGCAGGCCUCGUCGGUCGAGCUGAGCACGCAUUCCUGCCGUGGAAUUGGGGCAAGUCUUCUGCUGUUGAUCGAGGCAGCCAGUCGAGGUCGCAGCCAACCGCAUUCAAGAAACCAGUGGCAGGCCCAGGACCUGGUCCGGCUUCGGCAGCUCAUUCGCGCGCCUCACUCGCCAAGCGACCCAGCCCUUUGGGAUACGAGAUCCGCGACUCGGACGCACAGAGCCUGCCCGAGAGCGAGCGCUCGUCUGGAGCCGGCUCGGGCAUCCCCAGCAGCGUCCCAUCGUCUGCUUAUGGUGACAACGACGCCGAUGCUGACGCCUACGCCGAAGAAGAGGGCGGGGCGUACAACACGCACAGUCCGUACUUUGGUUCGUCGCGACCAAUGCACUCUCCACACGCGGAUCUGUCGGCGUCCAAUGCCGGUCUCACCGAUUCCAGUCGAGAGCCUUGGCUGGGCCCGCCGAGCAGUAGCGGUGCGAGCAGCCGCGCUACGUACUCGCCUGCAGUGCAGCAGCAUUCGGCAUACGCUUCGGAGAACGAGGAUCGCGAGAGGGGGAGCGACUCGCCGUUGGGCACCAGCUGGGUUGCCCUGGGUGACAGCCAGCACUCGACUGGGUCGCAACAGUGA
Molecule: messenger RNA, 2250 nt
Organism: Sporisorium graminicola
Lineage: Eukaryota; Fungi; Basidiomycota; Ustilaginomycetes; Ustilaginales; Ustilaginaceae
Exons: 1
Coding region: 1-2250 (749 amino acids)
Source: RefSeq, a predicted model, not a curated record